Plasmopara halstedii is the source of this 222-nucleotide messenger RNA. RefSeq lists its product as uncharacterized. Lineage: Eukaryota; Oomycota; Peronosporomycetes; Peronosporales; Peronosporaceae. Bases 1 to 222 code for a protein of 73 amino acids. The record is from RefSeq and is a predicted model, not a curated record. The transcript is spliced from 2 exons.
AUGUUCUCACCAGAGACCCUCGCAAUAAACAGGAAUGGGAUCUCGUUACUGUUCGGAAAUCAUGCGAAAUGGAGCGUCCCUCCGCGCUUCUACUUCAUCUAUACUGAAGCCUCGGUCGGCAAAAACGCUAGCCGCUUAGAUCCUCUGCUUAAAGACGACGACCAGACGCGUGAUCAAGUUGUUGUGCUCAUGGCUUCCGACUGGCUACAAGCUUUAGCAUAG